CUGCAUGGGGUGCUGGAACAAUACAAAAGAAAACCACUCUUCAAAAAUCUCUCAUUUUCAAUUCAAUUUCCUCUACUACAAUUGAUACUCUCUUUGAUUCAUCUUUCUCUCUGUGGGGUUGCCUUCUGUUUCCCCUUUUCCCCUCUCUCACACCUCAAUUUCAACCCCAUUUUCACCAAUCAAUGCUUCUUUUUCUUUCUCAUACCCUUUUUCAACCCUUCUUCCCACUUUUUUGUCCAUCUUUUCCUCUCAAUUCUCUCAAUUUCCUCUUCCAAACAUGCCAUUCUAGGGUUUUAAUACACAUUACCUGUUCUUUCUUUAAAUUCCGUUCAAAAAACAACCCUUUAUGGCCGCCGCUACUCCUACGGCGGCUACAAAGUUCAUCAAGUGCGUCACGGUUGGAGAUGGCGCUGUUGGGAAGACUUGUCUUCUCAUUUCUUACACUAGCAACACUUUUCCGACUGAUUAUGUUCCUACUGUUUUUGACAAUUUCAGCGCCAAUGUUUUGGUUAAUGGGCAGUCUGUGAAUUUGGGUCUCUGGGACACUGCUGGUCAAGAAGAUUAUAGCAGGCUAAGACCUUUGAGUUACAGAGGAGCUGAUGUUUUCCUUCUUGCCUUUUCUAUUAUAAGUCGGGCCAGCUUUGAAAAUAUAUCAAAGAAAUGGAUCCCAGAGUUAAGGCAUUAUGCCCCAUCAGUACCCAUUAUUCUUGUAGGGACCAAACUAGAUCUGAGAGAAGACGAGCAAUUCCUUUUGGACUAUCCUGGGGCAUGUACAAUAUCAACGAAACAGGGGGAGGAACUUAAGAAGCUUAUUGGAGCAGUGACAUACAUCGAGUGCAGUUCAAAGACCCAACAGAAUGUAAAGGCUGUAUUUGAUGCUGCAAUCAAGGUGGUUCUUCAACCUCCAAAAACCAAGAAGCCAAAGAGAAAACUCCCAAUCUGCAAUUUUCUAUAAUCAUGUUUAAUUAAGCCUCUCUCCAAUACUUGUUUCAUUUAUUGAACUUCCCAUAUCACUUGUAAUUGAACCAUGUAGGUUAAAUUUUAUGAUCUUUGGGGUGUAUGUUAACAAUUAUGUUACUGUAUCGUAAUAUAUCAAUUAUUUGAAGGUGGGAUAUUUGAACAUAUGAUCGUAUCGUUGAGGA
Messenger RNA from Cucumis sativus (cucumber), 1142 nucleotides. RefSeq names its product rac-like GTP-binding protein RAC2. The record is from RefSeq and is a predicted model, not a curated record. Gene Ontology annotation, cellular component: cytoskeleton; cell projection; plasma membrane. The transcript is spliced from 7 exons. NCBI's taxonomy places the organism in Eukaryota, Viridiplantae, Streptophyta, Magnoliopsida, Cucurbitales, Cucurbitaceae. Gene Ontology annotation, molecular function: GTP binding; protein kinase binding; GTPase activity. Gene Ontology annotation, biological process: small GTPase-mediated signal transduction; actin filament organization; regulation of actin cytoskeleton organization. Bases 347 to 955 code for a protein of 202 amino acids.